Ceratotherium simum simum (southern white rhinoceros) is the source of this 2155-nucleotide messenger RNA. The record is from RefSeq and is a predicted model, not a curated record. NCBI's taxonomy places the organism in Eukaryota, Metazoa, Chordata, Mammalia, Perissodactyla, Rhinocerotidae.
UUUGAUUGGCUGAGGGUGGAGUUCGUAUCUGCUCGUUUAGCGCCACUCGGGUGGCUGCGGCUGCUGCGAGUGUGCGACUCCAGGUGGGCUCACGCGGGCGGAGAAAUCUUGCUCGAAAAGCUGCAGAAGGACACAGCCGGCUUAGGUAGUAGAGCAGCAGGUCCCGGAGUAGCAGACUCAGCUCUGGCAUCACCUUCCUGGUGUGCUUUAAGGAAAACUCAUCAGGACCUUUGUAUCUGCAAAGCUGUGUAAAUGCAAUCAGUACAAAAAACUGAUCCGGUGAAAGUGAUGUGAUGAAUAACUCAGUCCAGAAGAACUAUAGGUCUAGACUGUUAGAAUUUUAAAUUUUGCAGAGCAUGCUUGCUCUGGAUUUUUUUUUUUUUUGCCAUUGUAGUAUGCCCAUCCUUCACUCUUGAACUUUAAGUCUUGUUCCUUGAAACUCACCUUAUUGUUGGACACUUUCCUUGAGGUCGUGAUGUCUCAGAAGAAGGAUGUGGAGCAUCAGCAGUCUCAGGGCAGUGGUGCCUGCUCACAGUCCCAAGGCAGCUUCUCGCAGCCCCCUGGCCUCUCCUCACAGACACAAGGCUCCUCUUCACAGUCCCAGGGCACGUCCAGCUCCUCCACCAGCACAGCGCCCACGUCCAGCCAGUCCUCUCACUCCAGCUCGGGGACAGUGAGCUCCUUAGACACAGUGUCUACUCAGGAACUCUAUUCUAUUCCCGAGGACCAAGAACCCGAGGAGCCUGUCCCUGCCCCUUGGGCUCGAUUAUGGGCCCUUCAGGAUGGAUUCUCCAAUCUUGACUGUGUUAAUGACAGCUACUGGUUUGGGAGGGAUAAAAGCUGUGAAUAUUGCUUUGACGAGCCACUGCUGAAAAAAACGGAUAAAUACCGGACUUACAGCAAGAAGCACUUUCGGAUUUUCAGAGAAAUGGGUCCUAAAAACUCUUACAUCGCAUACAUCGAAGAUCACAGUGGGAAUGGAACCUUUGUAAAUAGAGAGCUUGUAGGGAAAGGGAGACGCCUUCCUUUGAAUAACAAUUCUGAAAUCGCACUUUCAGUAUGCAGUAAUAAAGUUUUUGUAUUUUUUGAUCUGACUGUAGAUGAUCAGUCAGUUUAUCCUAAGGAAUUAAGAGAUGAAUACAUCAUGUCAAAAACUCUUGGAAGUGGUGCCUGUGGUGAGGUGAAGCUAGCUUUUGAGAGGAAAACAUGUAAGAAAGUAGCCAUAAAGAUCAUCAGCAAAAGGAAGUUUGCUAUUGGCUCUGGGAGAGAGGCAGAUCCAGUUCUCAAUGUUGAAACAGAAAUAGAAAUUUUGAAAAAGCUAAAUCAUCCUUGUAUCAUCAAGAUUAAAGACUUUUUUGAUGCUGAAGAUUAUUAUAUUGUUUUGGAAUUGAUGGAAGGAGGAGAGCUGUUUGACAGGGUAGUGGGGAAUAAACGCCUGAAAGAAGCUACAUGCAAACUGUAUUUUUACCAGAUGCUCCUGGCUGUACAGUACCUUCAUGAAAAUGGCAUUAUCCAUCGGGACUUAAAGCCAGAGAAUGUUCUACUCUCAUCUCAAAAAGAGGACUGUCUUAUAAAGAUUACUGAUUUUGGGCAGUCCAAGAUUUUGGGGGAGACCUCCCUCAUGAGAACUUUAUGUGGUACCCCCACCUACUUGGCUCCUGAGGUUCUUAAUUCCUUUGGGACUGCUGGAUAUAACCGUGCUGUGGACUGCUGGAGUUUAGGAGUUAUUCUUUUUAUUUGCCUUAGUGGGUAUCCACCUUUCUCUGAGCAUAAGACUCAAGUGUCACUGAAGGAUCAGAUCACCAGUGGAAAGUACAACUUCAUUCCUGAAGUCUGGGCAGAGGUCUCAGAGAAGGCUCUGGACCUUGUCAAGAAGUUGUUGAUAGUGGAUCCAAAGGCACGUUUUACGACAGAAGAAGCUUUAAGGCACCCAUGGCUUCAGGAUGAGGACAUGAAGAGAAAAUUUCAGAAUUUGCUUUCUGAAGAAAAUAAGUCAACAGCUCUACCUGAGGUCCCAGCCCAGCCUUCCACAAGUCGAAAGCGGCUUCUGGAAGGGGAAGCGGAGGAUGCUGACACCACAAAGCGCCCAACUGUGUGCACUGCUGUCUCAUGAACACUGGUUGAACGUGAAAGAAAUGUACUUUCUUGAACCCUG